Schistocerca gregaria is the source of this 2662-nucleotide messenger RNA. RefSeq names its product stress-activated protein kinase alpha-like. The record is from RefSeq and is a predicted model, not a curated record. Lineage: Eukaryota; Metazoa; Arthropoda; Insecta; Orthoptera; Acrididae. Gene Ontology annotation, molecular function: protein binding; protein kinase activity; ATP binding. The transcript has 2 exons. Bases 314 to 2662 code for a protein of 782 amino acids. Gene Ontology annotation, biological process: protein phosphorylation.
CCGAACUCAUUAUGGCCGAAGCUUCACACUGACAUUGAAUUCGACGCCACAACGAAAAAAGAGGAGGAAUGAACUAAUGCACGUGCGGGGCAGUCGCGCCGACUGGAAAUUUAGACAUGCACAUGCACAUGUAGGAAAAGGGUACCUGCGUCGGGGAACUCCAGCCACCAGCCCACGGAGUUUGAGCGCAUGGAGGCGAUAAAAUACUUUGGAAUUCCGGAAGAAGAGGUGUUGAAGGCGGGUAUUUAUAUGCUCCUUGAAGCAGGGUGUAUCGACUCAUUCUGGAAGGUUAUUCAUAACGAACGAGCAUGUAAUGUUUCAUGGGAAGAAGGGUCCGUUUUCACUUGUGGAGGACAAGAAAAUUUGGUUUUUUAAUGAGAUUCUCGAUAUAGACAAAGACGAGAAACAUAUUCGCAUGAUCACAACCAAUAACAAAAAAUAUAAUUUUGGUUCUCUUGGGGAGUAUUUGGAUCGGUGUUACCAUGUGUUGCAACGAACGCUGUUUGGCGUACUUGGAAACAGCGCAUUACACGUGGCGGUGGACGAGCGAAACUACGAGCGAGUGAGUCAAAUUUUAGAUCAUGACGUGACCAAGAUUCAUGUGUUUAACAGCGUGCAGCAAUCACCAUUGCACUUGGCGUUUUACAAGAAUGACGUGGAGAUGGUGAAGUUAAUAUUGAAGUAUUACUUGGAUAACCAGGACAAGAUAGACAUUAAUUUCUUGUCUCCCAAGACUGAGAACACCUCUUUGCAUGUGGCAUGCAGCAUUUCGACGAUUUGCGACGAGAUUUUGGACAUGUUGUUGAAUAUGCCGACCAUAUGCGUGGAGGCGUUGAAUGCGGAUGCGAAUACGCCACUGCACUUUUUUUGCCAGAACAACCAUUCACUGAACUGCAAGAAGUUGGGGAGCAUGAUGAUCAGUCUGGCGGAAAACAAGGCGGAGUAUUUGGCUCAGUACAACCGGAACAAGGAGACGGCGAUGCACAAGGCGGUUUUCAACAAGAAGUUUCGUCUUUUCAUGGUUAGCAUGUUGGUGAAGCACCACGCCGCGAUUGAUAUGAGGAACGAGCAGAAUGAGACCCCGCUGCAUUAUGCAGUGCGCCUAGGGAGGGAGGAUUUGUGCUAUGCGUUGUUGGAGGCGGGGGCGGAUCCAUCGCUGAAGACGGCGAACGGAUCUACUGCGCUGGACAUUGCGCGCCGGACGCUGAGCGAGGACAUGAAUAGUCAUUCCGCUAGGGCGAUCGUUCGUCUUUUGAAGCAGGUAGAGGAGUUGAGGUUGCUGUUGCAGGAAUGUGGUUUGCUGGAUUAUGCGAAACAGUUCAUAAUUAAUGGGUGGUACGAUCCGGCGCGUUUGGUCUCGUUGAACGAACAGACGUUGAAGGAGCACUUGAUGGUUUUCAAAUUAGGGCCUCAGAUUCAAUUGUUUAAGAGGAUAGAGCAGAUGAAAGCUCGGUGGGAGCAGGAGGAGCAAGCAAAGCAGUUGCAAAGGCAAACGGAGGAGAAGGGCACACAGAAAAGGGGUAUAACGAGACCGGCUGCGGGGAGUAUCAGUUUGGUAGCGAAAGAAAGGAAUCCUGGAGCGACGCAUGAGGUGAAGUUGAGUCGCGCGAAAAACAGACAACAGAUAGGUCUAGCUCAAUCACCUAAUCGUAAGCAGAGAUACUCACUGGUACCUCCAAUCAGGCCAAAGCAAGCGGCCUUGGUGUUGCCGGAGAGCUCAUUGUCUUCGUCCGAGAACAUUGAACAAGUUCGGACCGAGUUGGGCUUGGCAGAGGGCGAUUGGGAGAUAGACGGGAACGAUUUAGAAUUUACAAAGAAGCUGGGUUCCGGAACUAGCGGACAAGUGUAUAGAGGUCUGUUUAAGGGCAAGGAAGUAGCAAUUAAGGUCCUUACGGCAGUAGAGGUUUCAGAGCAAUUGGACGAAUUCCGAAAAGAACUGACGAUUUUGACCAAGCUUCAUUCUCCUUUUAUGGUCACUUUUUACGGUGCCUCGAUUGAGCCUAAUCUUACCAUGGUUUUUGAGUAUUGUCCUCGUGGUUCUCUUUAUCAUGUGUUGAACAAUAAGCAGCUUGACCUCAGCUGGGACUUGGCAUUGACAUUUUGCCUGGAAAUGGCAUGUGGCAUGCAGGUGCUGCACUCGUUUUCUCCUUCUCCUAUUGUCCAUCGCGACCUAAAAUCCCUUAAUUUGCUCGUUACCUCGGAUUGGCAUUUGAAGGUCUGUGAUUUCGGUUUGUCCCGCGUUCUGGGUAGUAGAAAUUUAGAGACGUUCAAAAAACUCUGCGGCACCUUUGCAUAUUGCGCUCCUGAGAUCUUCAAUGGAGGUACCUUCACCGUUCGAAGCGACGUCUAUUCCAUGGGCAUUGUCCUCUGGGAGAUUGUCAAUCGCACGGUCAAGAGAGCUUAUGCUUCUCCCUUUUCCGAGUUUAAAAAUCUCAAUUAUGACUUUCAGAUCAUCGUCCAGGCUAGUCAGGGUCUGCGUCCUACGAUCCCCAGCAAGCUCCCGGAAAACUUCAAGACCCUUAUUUCUCGAUGCAUUGACGAGCGCGUCGAGGCCAGGCCUACCACUAAACAGGUUGUAGAUAUGCUUGCGAGCUUGAGACAAGACUACCUUCGGAAUCCUCAGCCCUGGCUAGCGUGUAUAGAAGGCGAACCCCCCUCCUAG